This is a messenger RNA of Miscanthus lutarioriparius, 708 nucleotides long. NCBI's taxonomy places the organism in Eukaryota, Viridiplantae, Streptophyta, Magnoliopsida, Poales, Poaceae. The record is from the annotation of a GenBank genome assembly.
AUGGCAGUAGUGGCACAAGUCCUCAGUGACUAUAGCGGAAGAGCUCCUCGCAGUUGCUAUGGGAGGACCCCUCGGAUCCAACAGCGGAAGUACCAUGGGGCGCUCGCUCUGCACCACGGUCGACAGCCCAAGACCCUCCUCUCAAGUUGUACUUGGGGGUCAAGCAUGGUAUGCCAUGGCUGUCAUUUUCGUCAGCUUUGUACCUUGCUACAUGUAUCUGCUUAUGAUCAUUUGCUUAUGGUUGUCUUUAUAUUCUCAAUAUUGUUCAGGAAUCGUGCAAACAGUCGGCGCAAGUCUGGAGAUAGGGCCGAUAGGGCUAAUUACUCCUACAACAAUGAUGGGGAGAAGAGUCAUGUUCCUUCAUUAAAGAACCUUCCUCCAAUUGUUCAUCAUGAAACAUUCUUCAGCAAUGUUCAGAAUGACUACAAUCAAACAGGAUUAGUGCCUUUGGAGGGAUGUUCUGCCAGUGAGGCUUCACAGCUUCUCAGUGACCGUUGGACUGCUGCAAUGAACAUGUACAAUGACCAAACAAUUGACCCAUCAGAGAAACCAGUAAUGUAUUCGGGAUCUAGCAGCUCAUCAUGGGGUCACCUGAAGCUUCCUCAUCAGCAUUUGUACAAUGGUACCAUUGUUACCCCUGGCCUUAUAGCUGCAAAGCAGCUUGUUGUAGUAUCAGUUAAAUGCGGCGCUGGAUACUCACGCCAUUGA